CAGCCUGGCGUGAGCACUCAACUGCUCAACGUUCACGUCGAAGUAUCUAUCUUUGCUCUUGAUCUAAGCGCCGUUGCAAGAACCUCAUCUUCAUCUCGAAAAUGUCUCUCAACGACAAGUUGAACGCCGCGCUCGCAUCUCGCGAAAAGCGCCUCAUCCGCCGCAGGCUCCCCGACCCGUCCGCGGACGACCACCUCGUCGACUUUUUCACCAACGACUACCUCUCGCUGUCGCAUUCCCCAGACCUCAGGUCGCGCCUCCUCCGCAAACUCCACGACGCGCCGCACGUCCUCGGCUCGGGCGGGUCGCGCCUGCUCGUGAACGGACACGCGCACGCGUCCUUCGAGGCACGCCUCGCCGCUUUCUUCCGCGCCCCCGCCGCGCUCCUCUUCAACUCCGGCUUCGACGCCAACGUCGGCCUCUUCUCGAGCGUGCCCCAGCCCGGGGACGCGGUCGUGUACGACGAGCACAUACAUGCGUCCGUACACGACGGGAUGCGCUCAUCGCGCGUGGCGGCGGGCGCGCGCGUGCCCUUCGCGCACAAUUCGCCGUCCGCGCUGCGAGCGGUGCUCGAGAGACUGAUCGCGUCGCAUCCGCGCUUGCGCGAGGGGGAGAGCAGCGUGUUCGUAGCGGUGGAGGCACUCUACAGCAUGGAUGGGACGCUGGCGCCGCUGAUGGACAUUGUGGAGGUCGUCGAGGCGCUGCUGCCCAGAGGGAACGGCUAUGUCGUCGUCGACGAGGCGCACUCCACCGGCGUAUACGGACCGCAAGGCCGCGGACUGGUCGCGGCGUACGGCCUGGAGGACCGAGUGUUCGCGCGGCUGCAUACCUUUGGCAAGGCCCUCGCUGGGACUGGAGCUGUAUUGCUGGUAACGGCGCUUGUGCGGGACUACCUGCUCAACUACGCGCGCUCGCUGAUCUACACCACAUCGCUGAGCUACGCGAACAUCAUCGCAGCGGACUGCUCCUUCGACCUGCUCGAGGACGGCGAAGCCGACAAGCUCGCUAGAAAACUGCUCGACCUCAGCACCUACUUCCUCGCCACCCUCCGCCACCACCUCUCCACGCGCAGCGUCUCGCCCGCGCUCCUGUCUCUGCCCCCGCACCUCUUUUCUUGCGCGCAAAAGCCUGAGUUCGCAACGCCGAUCAUACCCGUCCUAACGCCGCACCCGCGUCCGCUCUCCGCCCACCUUCGCGUCCGCGGCCUGAACGCACGUCCGAUCACGUGGCCGACCGUGCCCAAAGGCGCGGACCGUGUUCGGGUGUGCUUACAUGCGCACAAUACGACAGAGGACGUAGAUAGGCUGGUCGGUGCGAUGGUCGAGUGGGCCGAGAGCCGGGAGCUGGCGCAAAAGGGCGUGGGCGCAGGAUCUGGGAAUGGGAGUGGGCAAGGGGAGGGUGUUGCCAGCGUGCAGGCGAAGUUGUGAAAAUAUCCUGUUGAGACAAAGGAAGCUGAUGAAACACAGGCCAUCUAUGAUUGUCCUCGAGCGGUGAAGCAUACUUACAGACGGAGUGAGAGAGCUAGUCUUGCAGAGCUUCGAUUUCCUGAGUGCUCGUCUGUAGGAACUCCUCAUAGGAGUCCUGGUAGCCGGCUGGUGUCUUCGCGCGGGCGCGGUAUCUCGCAACGACUUCUCGGUUGUGGCGGAUGGCUGCUAGCUGGGCUUGCUUGAUGGUUCCAGAGACGUGGACGACGUGCGGGAUGUAUUUGCGCCCGUCGAUCGUGGUCAUGAGCGUCACGCUGGCCCAAGCGAUCUUAUGCGGGUCCCGGGCGACACGGAUGAUGCACAGAUGUGUCCGAGGGGAGAAAUACUUGAUAGUCAGGGAGGAGCCGACGGCGCCCCAGCCGGUGUCGCCGAAGUGGGUGAUGACGCUCUGCUUGAGCGCAGCCCAAAUGUGCUUGCUCGUGAUGUUCUCUUCUUGCGCUCGUGCUACAUGUCCGGGUACUGAGGUGGAGACGGGGAGAAACUCGACGAGGAGCCAACGGUUCUUGAACCUGACCAUCUGCGUGGCAGAGCACCUUGUUGUGAUGUGGGCUGCCUGAGAUUGCGACUGGCGUUCCUAGUAUUGUCCGGAGAGCUGAAC
Molecule: messenger RNA, 2082 nt
Organism: Dichomitus squalens LYAD-421 SS1
Lineage: Eukaryota; Fungi; Basidiomycota; Agaricomycetes; Polyporales; Polyporaceae
Product: PLP-dependent transferase
Exons: 9
Coding region: 102-1427 (441 amino acids)
Biological process (GO): biosynthetic process
Molecular function (GO): pyridoxal phosphate binding
Source: RefSeq, a predicted model, not a curated record